GUGCGCCCAACCACCCCAUUCUUAUCCAGCGUCCUCUCUCCAGAACUCCAGAUCCGUUCAUCGCCGGCUUCCGGCCGUCGCUGCCGGCCUCUCCACUGAGCGCUGCUGUCCGUGGAGGAGGAUUAGGAAGACGGCCAUGGAGGCACUGCAAUGGAUUCUCUCGGCCGGGACCAACUCCUUCGAAGCGAUCCAACUGAACAACGAGCUGGAGCGCCUCCGAGACACCUUGCCCAAGGCUCGCGUGCUCAUCUGUCGCGGCGAGUGGGGCAUGUUCAAGGACAAGGAGCUGGCGUAUCUUGUCUCGCGUCUCAAGGACGCCACCUACGACGCGGAGGAUCUUCUCCGCGAGCUGGAUGACCAGGUGUUGCGGAAGAGAAUAGAGGACGCCGACCGGAGCAGAGCAGGUCAACUGUUAUCUUCCUCUCUUAAUCUUGCAAAAACUUUGGUCCGCCGUAGCAAAACAAGGAUUAGGGAGACACAAGAUAGGCUUGAAAAGGUUCUGGCUGAGAUCGAGUGGAUGCUGAAUCAUAUGGGUCUUAUGAGUGUUGAGCUAUCGCAGAACAUGCCGGAGACAAGUUCGGUCAUCAGCGCUCCGGAAGUUGUUGGUCGUGACGGUGAACGAGAUGCUUUGAUCGAGAUGCUUGGUGUGAUGAUUGGGCGUGAGGUCCAACAGGAUCAGGUGAUCAAACUAUUGGGAGUGCCACUCGCUGGGAACAGAGGUUGUACUGGUAGAACUGCAGGGUCUAAUGGGAAGAGAGCAGCAGCAAGCAAUGGUGUUGCAUCUACAUCCAGAGCCAAGCAACCAAAAGGAAACGGUGGCAGGGCUGGACUUGCUGAAACUAACUGCACCAACAAUGUUUCUGUCAUCUCGAUUGUCGGCAUUGGCGGGCUGGGGAAGACUACCCUGGCUCAGUUCAUCUAUAAUGAUCCAAGGGUGAAACACUACUUUGGUGUCAUGAUAUGGGUAUGUGUCUCAGACUUCUUUGACAAGAGAAGGAUAACAAAGGAGAUCAUUGAAUCCAUCCCUGGUGAGGAAUACAACUCAUCAAGCAGUCUAAAUGCUCUUCAAAUUGAAUUGAUGAAGCGGCUGAAGAUGUGCCCAAAAUUCCUUUUGGUGUUGGAUGACAUUUGGCCGAACGCUAAUGCUGAUUGGGAGGCGUUUUAUGCACCAUUGAAGUAUGGUCCUGAAGGCAGCAUGAUCUUAGUGACUACAAGAUCUCCAGUGGUUGCUACUCGUGUCACCACAAGCAACUGUAAGCCUGUCCCACUUGAAGGAUUGCCUACUGGUAUAUUUUUGGACUUCUUCAAAAAGUGUGCAUUUGGUACAAAUGACCAAGAGUCAUAUCCUCUAUUGCAAGAUAUUGCUCGGAGCAUUUCUACUAGGUUGUGUGGGUCGCCUUUGGCAGCAAAAACACUGGGACGCUUGUUGAAUAUGAGCCUGACAGAACGACACUGGAGGGCUAUCCAGAAGAGUGAACUGUGGGAAUUACAGCAUGAAGAGAAUGAGAUAUUACCAGCCCUUCAACUGAGCUAUUUGUAUCUUCGAGAAGAGGUUAAGAGAUGUUUUGUAUUUUGCUCCAUGUUUCCGAAAGAUUAUAGCUUUGAAAGAGAUGAGAUAGUUGACAUUUGGGUGGCACAGGGCUUUGUGGCGCCAGGGGGAAGCAUACGUCCUGAAGAUGUGGGGAUUACUUACUUGGAUGAAUUGAGGAACCGAUUUCUUUUCCAAACUGAUCCGAAGUUCCCAAAUGAAACAAGAUACGUAAUGCACGAUCUGAUCCAUGAUAUGGCAGUGUCCUUUUCUAUGGAUGAAUGCUUGGUGAUGCAAGAUUUAAGAAACCAGAACAAGAGCAGAAUGCAGAAUACAGUUCGUCACAUGUCAAUCGAGGUGGAUGGUGAAUCCUUGACCAGAAUGGGAGACAUUCAACAUUUGAAUAAAUUGCACUCACUUAGGUUUGGAAUCAGAUUUGAUGUUGAAAUAACCUGGUUUAAUCAACUUUCCAACAUUCUAUUUUUGAGCCUAAAAGGUUGCAAGCUGGUAAAGCUACCCGAUAGCAUAUGUGAGUUGAAUAGUCUUCGUUAUCUUGAUAUAUCUUGUAGCACUGUGCGAGAAUUACCCGGGAAACUCUGGUGCCUCUACAGCCUACAAGUUCUUGAUGCAAGACUUUCAGGUCUGAAAGAAAUUCAUCGGGACGUAACAAAGCUAAUCAACUUGCGUCAGCUAGCACUGCCACCACGAGCCUCUCAAGCCUUGUCAACGGUAAGUGGGCUUGGAAAUCUGUCUUGUCUACGAAACUUGAUCGAGUUUAGAGUUUCAAAACAGAACGGGCGGGGAAUUGGUGAGCUGAAGUUCAUGAAUCAGCUUAGUGGAAAGCUUUCUAUCAGUUAUCUUACUAAUGCCUGGAGCGAGGAAGAGGCUGCUGAGGCUAGACUUGUUGAAAAGCAAUACCUCAAGGAACUUGUUCUACAUUUUCGACCUUAUUAUGCUAUUUUGGCGCGCAGUGAUAAUGGAGUGCUUGAAGGCUUGCGUCCUCAUUCAAGAAUUGAAUGCCUUAAAGUCCAUGGCUUUUGUGGUGAUAGGUUUCCAAGCUGGUUUAAGCCAGAAGACCUACCAAAUUUAAGAAGCCUGGAUCUUGCCUAUUUUGGUGACAUCGAAAGUUUAUCAAUUCCCUGCUUUGCUGACGGAACACAAGUUGGUUUAAGGGGUGAUGAUGGAACGCAGCAUGCAGCCGGCAGCAUCAGUCGCAGCAAUGGCAUUGCGCCCUUUGCCUUUUCACGCCUCACUGAUUUACGUGUUUCCGAUUGCAAGAAUCUGACAAAUCUUGAUCAGUUCUUGACCCCAGAGAAACUGCCAUCCAUCAAGUCGAUAGCACUUCAGAAUUGUUGUAGUCUAACAUCAAUACCGUUCCACAGUUUUGUGGGAUUUGUUUGCCUACGGGACCUGAUAAUCUAUAAUUCUAUGAAGCUGGAGUGCCCACAGGAAAUGGUUUUGCCCCCCUCACUCCAGCGACUCUGCAUAGUGGACUGCGGUGAGCUGGACAGGUCAUUUCCUGCCUGCCUAGAGAACCUCACCUCUCUCACCCUCCUGCAGUUGGGUAGUUGUCACAGCAUCAAGUGCAUCUCAUUGAACUCGAUUGGCUCAAACAUGCUGAAAUGCCUGGUUAUACGUAACUGCCGGGAGUUGUCAUCCAUCGGAGGAUUGCAAGGCCUUGUAUCCAUACAGCAUGUCGAGCUACGUCACUGCCCUAAGCUUACCGAGGUACAACUGCCCUUCGAGAAGAAGGAACUGCGGACCAAGGAGGGGGAGGAACUGCUCGAUUUUCUUUGGCACUACUGACUCUUUAUGCUCGCCUUGGUCACCUAUGCCUGUAUGGGUGCAGUGCUCGCAGUCUGCCCAUUGUGACAGCGGCAAAUUAAGGGUCUUCCAGAUGACUGGGUGGAUCUCAAGUUGCAAGUGGCAGUCAAGACCAGGCUUGUAGGGAUACUAAUGGCCAUCGUGCCUGCGCUUAUUAAGGCUUUGAUUCAAGGACGACAAGUGGUUGUUGCCCCUUUCAAGACGGAAUCAACGUCUGUGAUGGUUAGUUGCGACAAGUGAUGGAGCUGUGGGCCGACCAGCCCCGGCUCCAGUUCUACACGGGCAACUUCCUCAAGGGCGGCGCCGUCUACGCCAAGCACGGCGGGCUACAAGUUCUCGCUCAAAAAAUAGCCGCGGGAUUGUAAUUGUAUCGUCUGGAUGUGGGGUGCGUGCUAGGCUGCGACUGCGAGUAAUAAAGAGUUCUUGAAAGUUGAAACUUGAUCGUGUGUAAUUUAAGCAAGCAGUGCAGGCUUCGCCUCUGUCUAGCUCAGGAGCUGCAGCAAAGAUGUGUAUGGCUAGUUUGCUUGCGAUGUGUGCUAGCAAGGAGGCGCAGGAAUAAUGGAGUACAGAUGCAUGUGUGGAUUCAUUCUUGAUUCCAGUGGUACAUUGUAAAAAGAUUACAUUAAUUGCAGGUGCAUUACAAAUAAAAUCCUGUCAUGAUA
This is a messenger RNA of Setaria italica (foxtail millet), 4014 nucleotides long. Its product is annotated as disease resistance protein RGA2. Gene Ontology annotation, biological process: defense response to other organism. The record is from RefSeq and is a predicted model, not a curated record. The transcript is spliced from 2 exons. Gene Ontology annotation, molecular function: ADP binding. NCBI's taxonomy places the organism in Eukaryota, Viridiplantae, Streptophyta, Magnoliopsida, Poales, Poaceae. The coding region runs from base 137 to 3334 and encodes 1065 amino acids.